GCUCUCACACAGCCGCAAUACGAGCGCAUCUGAUAGAGUGUGCGAGUGUGUGUGUGCGAGUGCGAGUGUGUGUGUGCGAGUGUGUGUGUGUAUCACACAGCCAAAUCCCAGCGAUCACCCAAAGCGCACGACUACCGCAUUUCGCCGAGAGGAUAGCCGGAACCAGCCACGUUGACAUUGUGAAGCGAGGGAUCGGACAUUUGGUUCUUUCAAAGAUCCUAAGAGCUGGACUGCUGUGGGUUAUUCCGUGGGGAUUCCUUUUUUUAACGAUCGGAGAAUAUUCUUUUUUUUUUUUUUGUUCAAACUUCAAUCAUCAGUGACAGCACCCAAGGCGGAGCGCGCUGUGCCACGGGGAAGCAUGGAAUAGACAAGAAGUUAAAGGUGAAGAAAAUCUGGGCUUCCUUGUGCAUCGAGAAACGCAGCAGACAGCAGAUCGGGUGGUUCGGAAAAUCUUCUAGCGAGACUCGAGUGGACAGGAAAACCACAAGAUGUCCAUUCCGAACGUAUUGGCCAAGGCUCUAUAUGACAAUGUGGCAGAGUCUCCAGAUGAGCUGUCCUUUCGGAAGGGUGACAUUAUGACAGUGCUGGAGCGGGACACCCAAGGCCUGGAUGGCUGGUGGCUUUGCUCACUGCAUGGGCGCCAGGGCAUUGUACCAGGCAACCGCCUCAAGAUCCUGGUGGGCAUGUAUGACAAGCAGCAGCAACAGUUUUCCAGCUCUCCAUUAUGCUCAUCUCAGAGCCACCUCAGCAUUCCACCUAGUGCCUAUACCAAACCUUCCCCUGCCGCGCAGUACACGGCAAUGCACCCGGCCUGUAUUAGCCCUCCCAGCCUAUACCAAGUACCCACUGGGCCUCAGACUCCACAAACCCAGCCUAAAGCUCCACCCCUCACACAGAAACAAGGUGCUGGCAAAUAUCACUUGGCGAGCCAGGAGAUCUAUCAGGUGCCACCCUCGAUGGCCACACCAGGACAGGAGAUCUACCAGGUACCACCUACAAGUGGAGGACAGGAUGUAUAUCAGGUGCCCCCCUCUUUGAACCUGAAACAAGAGGUCUACCAGAUUCCCCCUUCCAUGGAAAUGAGAGGCUGGGACACUCCCAAAACAUUGGGGAAGGUGGUGGUGCCCACAAGGGUCGGCCAAAUGUAUGUGUAUGACAAGGGGAACACAGAACAGGAUGAGUAUGACGUACCCCGACACCUGCCUACCUGCCAGGACAUCUAUGACGUUCCACCUACUCGUGGCCAAUACAACCAGCAGGUAUAUGACACUCCUCCCAUGGUUAUGAAAGGACCAACCAGCAGAGAUGUGCAGGGAAUCUAUGACACACCUCCAAGUGUGGAAAAGAACCAGCUACUAGCCCAGCAAAUGGUGUAUGACAUUCCUCCAUCUGUGAGUAAGGACGUUCCAGAUGCACUCAUCAAGGAGGAGACGUAUGACGUCCCACCUCAUUUUGCCAAAAUGAUAAGUCCAAGCCCAAAUGCAGCCAAUCCUGAACCACUGAUACCUGAAGAUGUGUAUGAUGUGCCACCCCCUCAACUAGCUGGCAAACCACAUGGUGAGGCACAGGAGAUCUAUGACAUCCCCAGCAGCUUGCACCAGGGUGAUGUCUAUGAUUUCCCACGGGAGCGCCCACCAGUUGCUGAAGAAUCAGGUGACUAUGUCUACGAUGUACCACCACAGGUCGUACGUGAUGCAGCGGGUGCUACCACAGAGGAACUGACAGUAAGCUUCAAGCGCCUGUCUGCUUCAAGCACAGGCAGCACACGCAGUAACUUGUCCACUUCAUCCCUGGACACGGUCCCGGUGCGGGACAGCGCAGUGCCAAACCGCCUGCUGUCCCUAGACCUUGAGCAGGCAAUGGAGCGGCUGUCACGCUUGCAGCAGGCCGUGGAUAGCUCAGCUUCAAUGCUUAUGUCCUUUGUCACUGGUGACUGGAGGAGCUCUUCUCAAAUGGAUGCCAAUCUGCCCUCCAUCCGACGGGCAUCUGAAAGCUUACGAACAUCAGUCAGGGAUCUCCUGGAGUUUUCUCGUGGAGCUGUCGCCAAUGCUGCCCAAGCCACUGACCGUACGCUGCAAGCCAAGCUCAGCAAGCAGGUGCAGAAGAUGGAUGAGGCCUUCCAAGGUCUGGUCAAGCACAGUCAGGCGCUGGAAGCCCUGGGUUGGGCUCCUGCUGCUCUCCCAGCACCAGCUGCCAACAGUGGUGGGGAUGACCUGGACCGGCUGGUAAUGUGUGCCCGCGCUGUGCCUGAUGAUACCAAGCAGCUAGCAUCCUUCUUACAUGGCAAUGCAACGUUGCUCUUUAGACGGACAAACAGGCAGCAGCAGCAGACCUCAGACAUGUUGGGCCAGCUGAGCAGCAACAGCUCUAAUGUCUCAGCCUAUCAGACAGGCACACCCGACAGGACCAACAUCCAAUCACGUCCCCUGCCAUCGCCACCCAAAUUCUCAGCUGAAGAGGAGCCUCCUGAGCGGCCUUACGAAACCACAGAGGAGGGCUGGAUGGAGGACUACGACUAUGUACAUUUACAGGGUAAGGAAGAGUUUGAGAAGAACCAGCGACAGCUGCUGGAGAAAGGCAACAUCACCAGACACAAUAAGACCCAGCUGGAGCAGCAGCAGCUCAAGCAGUUUGAGAGGCUGGAACAGGAAGUCAGCCGGCCAAUCAACAAUGACAUCACAGGUUGGACCCCACCACAACAUUACCCUCCAUCAUCACGCAGUAAGCUGUGUGCAGGUGACCGGCAGCUGCUGCUUUUCUACUCAGAGCAGUGCGAGGCUAACAUCACUACGCUGACCAAUGCCAUCGAUGCAUUUUACUCAUCCAUCAACAACAACCAGCCGCCCAAGAUCUUUGUCGCCCACAGCAAGUUUGUCAUCCUCAGUGCCCAUAAGCUGGUUUUCAUUGGAGACACAGUGUCACGCCAGGCCAAGUCCCCUGAGGUGCGAAGCAGGGUGGCACAGCACAGCAACGCCCUCUGCGAAAAGCUGAAAGACAUUGUAGUUAGCACCAAGACUGCAGCGCUACAGUACCCAUCUCCAGGGGCAGCACGGGACAUGACAGAGAGGGUUCGCGAGCUGUCUGGUUGUACUCAGCAAUUCCGCAUGGCUCUCAAUCACCUACUUUCCAUGUAAAAAAAAAAACAUGGGAGUGUAUAGAAACACUGAGACCACACAUGCAUGGAGUCCCACUGCAAAUUAUUUGUUUUAUGUCCAUGCGUUGUGCUUCGUAUUUCCAAAAAAAGACUAUAAACACUAUCAUUGAAUAGUGCUAUGAGUUGUAAAUGAAUUUAUGUAAAUAUAUAAGUUUCUGUAAGAAGAUGGGGACAUAGUGGGGCAAGAAGAAAGGAUGAACUGUAUCUUUUUUGAACAACAGAUGAGUAAAAAACAAACAACUGAAA
Messenger RNA from Silurus meridionalis, 3400 nucleotides. RefSeq names its product BCAR1 scaffold protein, Cas family member (gene bcar1). The record is from RefSeq and is a predicted model, not a curated record. Gene Ontology annotation, molecular function: protein binding. Gene Ontology annotation, biological process: cell surface receptor protein tyrosine kinase signaling pathway; cell migration. The transcript has 7 exons. Bases 489 to 3134 code for a protein of 881 amino acids. Gene Ontology annotation, cellular component: plasma membrane; cytoplasm; focal adhesion. NCBI's taxonomy places the organism in Eukaryota, Metazoa, Chordata, Actinopteri, Siluriformes, Siluridae.